Messenger RNA from Aspergillus pseudotamarii, 697 nucleotides. RefSeq lists its product as uncharacterized. The transcript has a single exon. The record is from RefSeq and is a predicted model, not a curated record. Bases 222 to 392 code for a protein of 56 amino acids. Lineage: Eukaryota; Fungi; Ascomycota; Eurotiomycetes; Eurotiales; Aspergillaceae.
CUCAGCUGUAACUGUACAGGAACUUUACUGUACAAGUAAAGUAUUCUCCUCUCAGCUCACCCUUCACCUUUUCUUUUUCUCACUCGUUCAUACUCUCUCUUGUGUAUCAUUUAUUUCUCUAUUCCAUGUAACUUCGCCUCUUUGUUUCCUUCUAUUUGAUUUGAUCCGAACCCUUGAGGAAAAAAGAGUCCCUCAUCAGCCAUGAACUUUGACCAGUGCGUAUGCUGCCUAUUGAUCUUCUGCACUCUUUUCUUCUGACCGGAUCAUCUUAUCGUCGCUCAUCCAGUACUCCUCCUCUAUCGUACUAUUUCCAGCCUUUGUAUCCCCAUACUGCUACUCCUCCACCUUCUGCUCUUCCUAUGCCAGAAAAGUUCUCGAAUGAUUGUGCCUAAGCCUGUUCAUAUAUAUACUUUUUUCUCCUUGUUAACUAUCAUUUUCCUUUUCCGAUUUCCAUCUCCCUCAACAUCCUGCAUCAUCGGGUCCCGCUGUUAAGUUUGAUAUCUUAUCAUUUCCUUCCCGAUUAACUCCCACAUCUAUACUGUACAAGCAUCAACCUCACCGAGCAUUCAUAUGCACGUAAUCUACUCAACCACUUUCACAUUCCUGUACGUGCCGUACAUGGUUGACAUCCUGCAGCGCUACUGCCACACCGUGGGAUGCGCCCGUGUCAUCGUCAUUGUUUUUUUUUUUUUUUCCC